Molecule: messenger RNA, 6306 nt
Organism: Lytechinus pictus (painted urchin)
Lineage: Eukaryota; Metazoa; Echinodermata; Echinoidea; Temnopleuroida; Toxopneustidae
Exons: 21
Coding region: 208-3048 (946 amino acids)
Biological process (GO): Rho protein signal transduction
Molecular function (GO): guanyl-nucleotide exchange factor activity
Source: RefSeq, a predicted model, not a curated record
GCAAUUAUCGUGGCGUCUUUUUCUUGCGCGAGACUGUCUUCGGUGGCGGAUGGUGAAAAAAAACUAGAGCGGAGAAUGAGAUUCAGUACGGUUCACCAAGGCCACGUUAACACGGAUGUAUCUCGGUUUGAUGGGUUAUUUUGACAUGUCUCUCUAUCUAAGCUGGAACUUUGCCCUUGUUUGAUACGGUGAUCAAGGAUUUCAUUAAUGUCGAUCAUGUUGGACGAUUUCCGGUCAUGCCGGUUGAGUCUCUCAGGCGUUUCUUACUUCGAAGACAUCUUGGAAGCAGAUGAAGAGUCUGCAAUGAUGACAAGAAAACAAGCACCGCCAAGUUUGCCGAUAGCCAACUCCACACAGAGAUCAGAAAGCACCAAAGCAAAGACAAUGAUGCCAGAAGGACCCAAGUCUAAUGGCAGGAUUCAAACGAAUGGCGGAUCACAUGAGGUUGAUAUGGUUGGUGUAUGCGAAGCAAAAGGCUACCUGCCUUCUCCGGACGCCAACCAGAAUCGCCAUCAGCUGCAGACAUCGAAUGGAAUGAGUGCAAUGUCCACCGAACAGGACGACGAAGGUGACAUCGUAUUGCGUUGUAAAUCCGAACAUGGAACCGUCGACACUGAUGGUGAUUCGUAUGCGGUGUCGGCAGAAAUUGUUGGAGGACGGUAUCCAUGGCAACAGGAUGUGAUGACGCAAUGUGGUCGCAAGGGCACCAGGAAUGUCAGCAUCCAGACAGAACUCACAGAGGUAUGUGAGAGGUGUUACACCGAGAGGGUGGUCAAAGGGGACAAUUCGUCGUCGAUUUUAAAUCGAGUGUUUCGCAGGAGCAAACUAUCCAAAUCUCAGAGCUCUGAAUUCAAACCAAUAGGAAAUGACCUUAGCUUCCUUCCAGCAUCUCGCCAUGCAAGCAUCAGUGUCCCAUCCACUGGAAGACCACUUGUUGAUAUCAGAGGCAUACACGAUUCCCGGGAUGUGAUGGGGUUGUCCAUGCCAAACAUCAAUACUGCGGAUUCGUUGACGCCAUCACCCUUCCCGUCACCGCUCCCCUCACCAGAUGUGGCGAAAAAGCAGAUUGGGAGAGACGUCGACAGCGCAAAUCCUACAGUUGUUCUCAGCUAUCAUCCAGAUGAUUCAGACUCAUUAUCGGGAAUUAAUGCAGGAAGUCAUGAUGAUUCGUCUGGGUCAGUAACAAGUAACGGAAGUUCACUCCGGGUUCCGUCGCCAGAAUUGCUCCAAACUAUCAAGACUUCUUACCCAAAACAUCUAAAGAUUGAGCCCGAGGAACAAGGUGAAGAUGAAGAGACCGUUCCUCCCCCUAGUUACCGAAGACAGAGAAGAGAUGCUGUCAUAUCACAAGUGGCACCCUCGGCCCAAGAUAUGGGUUCUGAAGAACACGAGUUGAACAAUUACAAGCCUGAUUCACCACCGCAGGCGACACGGAACUCCACCACGCCACAGAUGGACUUUCUUGUACCUACGGUAUCACGGAAACAAUCCAACGAGCAUCGGGCUAGUAUCAUGAGCGAAGCUAGUUUCACUUUACAAUCUGUUGCAGCCAAACAUGUUCAAGGUUUCAUAGAAUCAAGUGUACAAGGCCUUGAUAACCAUGUUGCGAGUGAAGAAGUGCAAGAUAGCAAGAAAAAGAUAGCGGCCAUGCUCAGGAAAAAGUUUGGAAAGCAAGAAAAGAGUGGAAUGGGGGCUAUUAUUUCAAACUUCAAGCGGCACGACCAAGAUGAACUCGAAUACGCUAUCUUCAAGGAUAAGCAUUGGAAGGACUUUAUAGAAUCAGGACUUGGUCGCCCUAUCGACACAUCAUCAAUCAACUCAGAAGAAUACAAAAGGCGGGAGAAAGUAUGGGAAGUGUUUAGAAGUGAAUGCGCAUAUCUCGUUGACCAUAUUUUAGUCUUGAAAGAGAUCUUUCAAGAAAGACUUCGCUGGCUUCAGUGUGAAGAUCAUCUCAUGCACAUAGAGAUUGUCAAACUCUUUGCCAAUGUCGAUGAGUUAUGUACGGUAAGUGCAAAUUUGUGCUGGGAUCUGGUCAACAACCUUUCAAGUCGACUUUCUGAAGGAGAAUUUGGACAAGCAGAUGCAAUCGUAGCUGCCUUUGCUACUUUUGAGUCACAGGUGUGUCCCGCGUUUUCAAGCUACUGUAUGAACUACUCUGGAGCCCUAUUAUACCUGGAAUCUCUCAAGAAGCAAGAUGACUUUAAUGAAUUUUGUAAGAUAUGUGAGCAGGACAGCCGAUGUAAAAGACUUCAACUCACCGAUCUUCUCAUCACACCUAUCCAAAGAAUCACAAAGUAUACAUUGCUGCUUAGAGAUAUCAGAAAGUGUACUUCACAAACCAGUGAAAAGGAAUUACUAGACUCCACUAUAACGUCUGUGGAAAGUGCAAUAGGUGACCUGGAAGGUAAGGUAGAAUGGUUGGCAAACUUUGAACGGGUGAGAGAACUACAGCAGAUGAUAAGCUGGCCUCCAGUUGAAGAAAUCGACUCAAAAUUAUCUGGCCUUGUUCCUGAUUUUUUGAAAUCCACCAUCGCUAAGAAAUCAAGAGAUGUCGUCUGGUUCAGCACUAAACGUUCAUUGACACAUGAAGGUCAUCUUCAAGUCUUUGAAAAUGGAAGACUACAAGAUGUGUAUGUCUUUUUGUUUGAUGACAUGUUGCUAAUCACCCGUAUGCGGCGUACUUCAUUCAACAAGAAGAAAUCACUUACAGACAACUCCUCACCCUUUGGCCAGAAUCAGAACUCUGUCCCCAAACACAGGGAUGGGUAUAAUUUCACCGUUUGUAAACCACCCUUUCCACUUGAUCGCCUGGAAAUUGUGGAUGUUGAUGCCAAACAGGCCAUGGCAAACGGGAUAAAGCAUUGCUUUGUGCUGGUACAGUUGAAUAGAUACGGACAGGUUCAUACUCUCUUUGCAUUAUCUGCACCUUCUGAAGCAAAACAGCAAACAUGGCUUGGACACUUACGGGAGUCAAAAACAAAAUGGAUUCGAACACUGCGAGGUGAUUCAAAGAGCAAAGACGACAAAGAUAGAAAGAAAACACUGUAGAGAUGAUUACAACAAUAAUGAUGAUAAUAACAAUGAUGGCAUUCUCUCCAACAUAACACUGUGAGGUGAUUCAAAGAGCAAGGAAGACAAAGAUAGAAAGAAAACAGUAUAGAGAUGAUUGCAACAAUAUGAUGAUGGUAACAAUGAUGGAAUUCUCUACAUCAAAACACUGCGAGAUGAUUCAAACAGCAAGGACGACAAAGAUAGAAAGAAAACACUGUAGAGAUGAUUACAACAAUAAUGAUGAUAAUAACAAUGAUGGCAUUCUCUCCAUCAUAACACUGUGAGGUGAUUCAAAGAGCAAGGAAGACAAAGAUAGAAAGAAAACAGUAUAGAGAUGAUUGCAACAAUAUGAUGAUGGUAACAAUGAUGGAAUUCUCUCCAUCAAAACACUGCGAGAUGAUUCAAACAGCAAGGACGACAAAGAUAGAAAGAAAACACCGUAGAGAUGAUUACAACAAUAAUGAUAAUAAUAACAAUGAUGGCAUUCUCUCCAUCAUAACACUGUGAGGGGAUUCAAAGAGCAAGGAAGACAAAGAUAGAAAGAAAACACUGUAGAGAUGAUCACAACAAUAAUGAUAAUAAUAACAAUGAUGGCAUUCUCUCCAUCAUAACACUGUGAGGUGAUUCAAAGAGCAAGGAAGACAAAGAUAGAAAGAAAACAGUAUAGAGAUGAUUGCAACAAUAUGAUGAUGGUAACAAUGAUGGAAUUCUCUCCAUCAAAACACUGCGAGAUGAUUCAAACAGCAAGGACGACAAAGAUAGAAAGAAAACACCGUAGAGAUGAUUACAACAAUAAUGAUAAUAAUAACAAUGAUGGCAUUCUCUCCAUCAUAACACUGUGAGGGGAUUCAAAGAGCAAGGAAGACAAAGAUAGAAAGAAAACACUGUAGAGAUGAUCACAACAAUAAUGAUAAUAAUAACAAUGAUGGCAUUCUCUCCAUCAUAACACUGUGAGGUGAUUCAAAGAGCAAGGAAGACAAAGAUAGAAAGAAAACAGUAUAGUGAUGAUUUCAACAAUGAUGACUGUGAUGAUGACAACAAUGAUUGCAUUAUCUCUAUUAGGCAUUGUCUUUACCUUGUUUAUAAUUUGGAAACUGGAACAAUUUCUCAAUUUACAUCUUCAAUAUAAUUUAAUUCACGAUUCUGUUUUAGUAGAAGACAAGAACAAUUAUUGCAAGUUAAUAAAAGGUAAUAAGGCCUAUGUAUUCUCUGAAGUGGCCUUAUGGUUAAUUGAGUCUGGAUUUAUGAACAAAUGAAGACCAACUUUUAUGACAUAGAAUCAUCAGUUUAGAGUAUCAGUAUGGAGCUCAAGUAAACAUUUUCUUUUAAGUACAACUCUGUAUUAAAAACAAUGAUGCUGUUAUAUCAUUAAUUAAAUGUGCACAUCUGAACAGUAGGAAAGAUCAGUUCUAGCAAAUUCAUUUGUACUCUUUUUUAAUAUAUAAAUGAAAGACAUAUGACUGACUCCUCCGAAACCCAUGCCUUGUUAAAUGUAUUUAUUGAAUUGUAUUCCAUUAUUUAUUUAUUGAAUUUAUUCAUUCCUUCAUUCAUUUUGAAUCCACCCAUCCAUCCAUCCAUCCUUUUUUUUUCAUUACUCAUUCAUUUCCUUUAGGGGUUUAUUAGAUUGGAAAGAACAUUACAAUAUUUCAUGUAUUGUAUAUUAAUCUGGAUCAGAGGGGCAGUAAAGAUAAAUAUACUGUAUUUAUGAAAAACAAUGCUAUACAAAUGAGGUUUUGGGGCCAUUUCCUCCACAAACUCUUAAUUACAAGUGUUUUUAUUUAAUGUAUAUUUUAUAGCAAGAGCUACCAAUGUGUCAAGUAAUGAAAUAAAUGUAUGCAUAAUUCCUGCUUGCAGUUUUAUACAAAAAGUAUAUCCGAGGCUAUAAUGAAACGUUAUGUUGUGUAAUCUGCUUCAAGUUGAAUGUUCAUCAACAAACGUGGCUAUCAUAUUUCCAAGUUCCAAGUAUACCUAAGUUGCCUUUUUCACAUUGUCCUCAAUACACAAAUAUAAUAGUGAGAAAUUUGGGACUGAAAAAUAAUUGUAAAUUUGCUCUUUAAGCUGUUGAUGUAUGCUACCAAAUUCUUUAAUUCUUUCAAUCAUAUUAUUUUCAUAUUCAAAUUUUAAACGAUGUCAUAAACCAAAAUAUCCUUCAUAUAAAGUUUCAAAAAGCAUGUUUUGGACUUAUGAUAAAUAUCUCAUGAAAAAGGCAAUGAUAGCAAUGCAUCAAUGUAAUAUCUUUAUUUUAUCAUAAGAAAAUAUACAUUGCUUUCUAUUCACCAAAACAUUUUUUUUUAAGAAAGAGAGUUUUACUAAGUACAGUCAUCAUGGAUAGAACAUCACUAUAUGUUCAUCAGCAUAAAGAGACCUAAAUUAAAAUCCACUUUCCCAUACAUGACCCUUAUUGUGAAUCAUAUUUUAUUUUUAGUGACUAACAGUAACCAGGAUGUUUAUAAGAUAAAUACAGUACUCAGUAGACAUGCUUUCUUCACAGUUUAAUAUUUUGUAUUCAAAAUGACAUUUUAUGUGAUAUCAAUAUUGUUGUCUUUAUUUUUUUUCACAAAUAAGAAAAUUGCGAUAUGAUAUUUGGGAAAAGUACAUAUUUAUUUUUUCAUUACCAAUGCUGAUUUUGACAAUGUACAUGUAUCUUAAGAUUAUAUUAAGCUCUGUUCUUGCCUGAAUAUAUCAUACAUAAUUGGAUUUCAUUGUUUUCAUGAUUGAAGUAUACAAACUCUACAUGGCAUAUUGAAAUGUAUUUUGUCUAGGUCACUAUGAAAAGCUUUAACUUUAAAUGUAAGUGAAAACUACUCCUGGUAAUAUAAAUGAAGUUGAUAUAAUUGUUCAAUUGUAUUUAUUAAAAAAAAAGAGUUUUUAUUUGUGAAGGUAGUCAGUAGACAUGGUUUCACUAACAGAUGGCAGGUCCAUUGGAAUUAAACUUAAUAUAUAUUUUGAUAGCAAAAAUAUUUUGAUGGUAUACUGUUGUGAAUAAAAUAGGCUUUAUUCAAAAUCAUGCAAACAUUUGCAAGGUUACAUUUCUUUCUUUUUUUGGCAUGUAAUGGAUUGAAAAUAAAUAAGCACUGAAUUAAAUAUUGGUAUUUUCUUUUGAAUAUCCUGAAUGUAUAAGUAAAUAUCGUUUCUUUAUAGAUAUAUAUGUAAAUUAAUAGCAAUAUGCAAAUUACACGGUGUUGGAGAAUCAAGGCUGAACACAGUAAAUAUAUAAGAAUUUUAAUAAAUUAUACUGCGUAUGAUCAAAGAUAA